Messenger RNA from Moneuplotes crassus, 2753 nucleotides. The record is from the annotation of a GenBank genome assembly. Lineage: Eukaryota; Ciliophora; Spirotrichea; Euplotida; Euplotidae.
AUGGAAGAAAAGCCAACAUCAGGUUCAAUGGCUCAAGCCAAAACAGCCGGAGGAAAUUACAAGAAUGAAUAUGCCACUAUCUCAGCUACCAGCUCCACUGCCGAAAACCCUGCCCUCCAAAGACUAAACCACCUCCAGAAAAUGGAAAAAUAAAUCUUGGAAGGGAAUCAAAGCAGAGUACACUGGAAGACCCGGAACAUGUACUCUUCUCAACAAGAAGAGGUUCUUUCCAGUCUCCGAGUUCCAGAAAGAAAAUGAUAAUCAGAACAAAAUAUUCAUGGCGGCCCUAAGCAAGCUGGCUGAACUCGAAGUCAAGAAGAAAUAAGUCUGCUGCAACCAGCAGUGCGUCUUCGGCCAUGAGCGCAGCCAGUCCAUCAAACGCAGCCAGCUCGGCAGGGUCGACCAAGGACGGGUCUUACGCAAGCAAGAGCAGCACCAAGGCUGGAACAGGGGCUAAAUCACUGCAAGACUAUGUGAGUUUCAGGCCGAUUAAGGAGCACCAGUGGGUAUCGGGGCCACCAUCAACACACUUGUACACUCGAGGAGGGAGCACUGAUUACUCUGAAUUAUCUUACAAACUCCUUAAAUGUGAAGCAAGAUGCGUUAGAUCUACUCUCGAGACUCAUGGAUUUGUUUAUACAGAGUCUCAUGAUUGGAAUGUCCUAUGGAUUGUCUCUAUGGGUAAACCUUAUCUGUAUGAUGGGCUUAAUGAAUACCAGAAAAUUAAUCACUUUCCUCAAAGUUAUGAAUUAACUAGAAAGGACAAGCUUUGCUUGAAUGUGUUGAAGAUGCAAGAGAAAUUCGGUAAAAUGAAUUUCUAUAUUAUUCCUGAUACAUUUCUUCUUCCUGAUGAGUUUGCUGAUUUCUUUGCUGAAUUUCAUCAGGCUAAGAAUAAUGAAGGUAGGAAACCUCUUUGGAUUGUCAAACCAAAUGGAUCUUGUCAAGGAAAAGGAAUCUACUUGGUUGAUGAUAUAAAUGAUAUUGACCUCGAUGAUUCAUGUAUUAUCAGUAAAUACAUCCCUAACCCUCUUCUGAUUAACGGUCAUAAAUUCGACCUAAGAAUUUAUGUGCUCGUAACAUCAUGGGAUCCUCUUAGAGUGUAUGUUUACAAGGAAGGACUCACUAGAUUUGCUACAGAGGAAUAUACUACUUCUACUAAUAAGAAAAGUAGAUAUGUUCAUCUCACAAAUUAUUCUCUUAACAAGAAGAAUGCAAACUGGAAAACAAAUGAAGACAUUGAAAGAGAUGACUACGGAUUUAAAUGGUCAAUAACUGCACUUUGUAAACAUUUAGAACAGAUUGGUAUUGAUAUGAAUCUCCUUUGGUCCAAAGUAUAUGAUGUUAUUAUCAAGGCUCUUUUAUGUGGUGAACAUCCUAUUUUAACCGCUAUGAAGAGAAAUCUCUCCUACAGAACAAAUUGUUUCGAGUUAUUCGGAUUUGAUAUUAUCUUUGAUUCAGAUCUUAAGCCAUGGCUGUUAGAGAUAAACCUAUCUCCAUCUUUGAGCCAUGAUUCACCAUUAGAUUUCACUAUAAAAACAAACCUUGUUGCUGACACAUUCAAUUUGGUUGGAGUCCAUAAAUUUGACAGAAGAAGAGAGAGCAUGAACAAGAUGAAGAAUAGAAUGAAAGGACAAUACAAAGGUAAAGGAGGCUACACUACCAAAACAGGAGGCUCUAAUCUCAAAGGACUCUUCUCAGAUGAAGGGGAAGAAGGAAUCAAAUUUGGAGGGCUCUCAAAAGAAAUGGAGAGACUCAUUAAUGACUCAGACUGAGAUAAAGAAUUCAAAGAGCUGAUGAAGAAAAUGGCUAGACUCAAGAAUAGGGAUCUUAUUAAAGAGACCAUUACAGAAUAUGAAAGAAGAGGGAAUUUUGUCAGAAUUUUCCCUGCUCCUGGCUGUAACGAGUAUGAGAAAUACUUCCAGUACCAGAAGACUAUUAAUAGAUACAUCUAUAAAGUACUCUUUGAUGGAGGACUAAUCAGUAAGCAAGAUAUUGAUUUGAAGACCAAUUAUAAACUCAACUACGAUGUCCCAAAGCUUUCGUCUUAUCAGCAAGUGAGAGAAGAAGCUAAAGGGGUAAAAGUGAGGUCCAGUGUAACAGGAAGUGAUGCCAGCACUGCUGAUGACUCAAAUAAGCUUCCAAAGAUUAGCAAGAAACCAUCAGAUAAUAGUAAAGUUGUAAUCACAGGAGAUGAUGUUCUCAUUGAAUAUGUUUCAAGGCUCAUCAGGAAGUGCUAUGAUGAAAAUAAAAUAGUCCCAAAAGACUUAGGGUGUAUUGAGAAUUUCAUAUCUCACUAUGUAUGGCAUGAAGAAGACCUUCCAAAAGCUACAAUUCAAAAUAGGUUGAAGAAUAGAUUGGAUGAAAUGGUUUCAAGAAGAAAGAAAUUGUUAAAAACAUUAUGAAAGAAAGAACUUAUUGCAGGAAAUUACUCAGGCAGUGAAGGAUCUAGCACUAUUCAAGCAAUGAUAGACCAAAAAGAGAAACAAAAGUCUUCAUUACUUGAGAACUUCAAUGUUAGCUAUCUUGAGGAAAUGUUAAAAAGCACUACAAAGAGUAUAGCCAAAGAUGUUGUGAGCACUUUGAUCAAUACUGAAAGAUCAGGAGUGCUAGUAAAUAUGCAGAAGAGAGAGAAAAGCAUGAAAGGAAGUGAUACGACAGGGGUGCCAGGAAUAAGUGAUCCUGAAAAGAUAAAAAGCAUGAGCAUUCCAGAGAAGAAGAAAGUUAUUCCUGGACGUAGUGAUUUCAAAUCUUAA